Rangifer tarandus platyrhynchus (Svalbard reindeer) is the source of this 2031-nucleotide messenger RNA. The record is from the annotation of a GenBank genome assembly. Lineage: Eukaryota; Metazoa; Chordata; Mammalia; Artiodactyla; Cervidae.
AUGGGCAGUGACCGGAGCGCGCCCGGACGGCCGGGCUGGGCGGGCAGUCUCCUCGGCGGCCGGGAGGCGGCUGCGCGGCCGCAACUGCUGCCGCUGCUGCUGGUGCUUCUGAGCUGCCUGGGCCGCGGCGCAGUGGCGGAGGACGCCGAAGUCAAUGCCGAGAACUGGCUGCGGCUCUACGGCUACCUGCCCCAGCCCAGCCGUCACAUGUCCACCAUGCGCUCCGCCCAGAUCCUGGCCUCGGCCCUGGCCGAGAUGCAGCGCUUCUACGGGAUCCCCGUCACUGGUGUGCUGGACGAAGAGACCAAGGCGUGGAUGAAGCGGCCCCGCUGUGGGGUGCCAGACCAGUUCGGGGUACGUGUGAAAGCCAACCUGCGGCGGCGGAGGAAGCGCUACGCCCUCACAGGAAGGAAGUGGAACAACCACCACCUUACUUUCAGCAUCCAGAACUACACAGAGAAGCUAGGCUGGUACCACUCGCUGGAGGCGGUGCGCCGGGCCUUCCGUGUGUGGGAGCAGGCCACGCCCCUGGUCUUCCAGGAGGUGCCUUAUGAGGACAUCCGGCUGCGACGGCAGAAGGAGGCGGACAUCAUGGUACUCUUUGCCUCUGGUUUCCAUGGCGACAGCUCACCAUUUGAUGGCACAGGUGGCUUUCUGGCCCACGCCUAUUUCCCUGGGCCUGGUUUGGGCGGGGAUACCCAUUUCGAUGCAGAUGAGCCCUGGACCUUCUCCAGCACUGACCUGCAUGGAAACAGCCUCUUCCUGGUAGCAGUGCACGAGCUGGGCCAUGCACUGGGGCUGGAGCACUCGAGCAACCCCAGCGCCAUCAUGGCACCAUUCUACCAGUGGAUGGACAUUGACAACUUCCAGCUGCCCGAAGACGACCUUCGGGGCAUUCAGCAGCUCUACGGCACCCCAGAUGGCCAGCCACAGCCCACCCAACCUCUUCCCACUGUGACCCCCCGGCGGCCUGGCCGGCCAGACCACCGGCCCCCCAGACCCCCUCAACCACCUCCCCCGGGUGGGAAGCCAGAGCGGCCUCCAAAGCCAGGCCCCCCACCCCAACCCCGUGCCACGGAGCGGCCCGACCAGUAUGGCCCCAACAUCUGCGACGGGGACUUCGACACGGUGGCCAUGCUGCGGGGAGAGAUGUUCGUGUUCAAGGGCCGCUGGUUCUGGCGGGUGCGGCACAACCGCGUCCUGGACAACUAUCCCAUGCCCAUUGGGCACUUCUGGCGGGGCCUGCCCAGCGACAUCAGUGCCGCCUACGAGCGCCAGGACGGGCGUUUCGUCUUUUUCAAAGGCGACCGCUACUGGCUCUUCCGAGAAGCGAACCUGGAGCCGGGUUACCCACAGCCGCUGACCAGCUAUGGCGUGGGCAUCCCCUAUGACCGCAUCGACACGGCCAUCUGGUGGGAGCCCACAGGUCACACCUUCUUCUUCCAAGAGGAUAGGUAUUGGCGCUUCAAUGAGGAAACGCAGCAUGGAGACCCCGGCUACCCCAAGCCCAUCAGCGUGUGGCAGGGGAUCCCCGCCUCCCCUAAAGGGGCCUUCCUGAGCAACGAUGCAGCCUACACCUACUUCUACAAGGGCACCAAAUACUGGAAGUUUGACAACGAGCGCCUGCGAAUGGAGCCCGGCUACCCCAAGUCCAUCCUGCGGGACUUCAUGGGCUGCCAAGAGCACGUGGAGCCGGGGCCCCGCUGGCCCGACGUGGCCCGUCCACCCUUCAACCCCGACGUGGGUGCAGAGCCCGGGGCGGGCGGUGACAGCGAGGAGGGCGAGGAGGGCGGCGAGGCGGGCCCCGGCGGCGGCGGCGGCGAGGCAGGGCCGGACGCGGAUGGGGGCAGCCGCGUGGUGGUGCAGAUGGAGGAAGUGACGCGGACGGCGAACAUGGUCAUGGUGUUGGUGCCCCCUGCGCUGCUGCUGCUCUGCAUCCUGGGCCUCACCUACGCCCUGGUGCAGAUGCAGCGCAAGGGCGCGCCCCGCAUGCUCCUCUAUUGCAAGCGCUCUCUGCAGGAGUGGGUCUGA